Molecule: messenger RNA, 742 nt
Organism: Musca domestica (house fly)
Lineage: Eukaryota; Metazoa; Arthropoda; Insecta; Diptera; Muscidae
Exons: 3
Coding region: 138-671 (177 amino acids)
Source: RefSeq, a predicted model, not a curated record
AAAAUGUACGAUAAAACAACACUUAAAAUCUCAUUAUUUGCUCGGGUUAUUUUUGAACCACUGCAAAUGUAUAAAAUGGGAACUUUUAUCACAAAUUCUUCCAUUACUAUUUCAAAAUUCGACAAAUUGGAAUUAAAAUGAAAUUUUUUACUCAAUUUCUGCUGAUUGGGACUCUAAUCCAUAUGGGCGAUUUGAAAAAGAUUGCCCUGUUCACCAAUGUGGAAUGUCCUGCACCCUACAACGAUUUGGUAUACGAUUACAAAUGUAGUCUGGUCAAGAAUGCCGAGGGAGUUCCUCUGUUACAUUUAUCAUUUAAGCUCAAAGAAGACACCAGCAAUGUGGCCCUACAUUUUAAAGUCCGAGGUAAACGUGAAAAUCAGCCGGAGGAAACAUUGCUCGUCUUCGAUUUGGAUGUGUGCGAGGCCAUAAGUGCUUCUCAUGAACAUUUCUUUUUGAAAAUGAUUUUCGAUGAAUUACGAAGGGUUAGCAAUUAUCCCACAGAAUGUCCAUUCAAGAAGGAUCAUGCCUAUAAUAUUCAUGAUUUCGCCAUUGAUUCAUCGGUCAUACCACCCUAUGUACCGGAGAUGUCAUGGUCAUUGGAGUCCCAUUACAAUGUCAGCAAUAAAAGGACGGCAACAUUCAAAGCUUAUGGAAAAUUUUCGGAGGCAUAAUAAAAAAACUUUGAAUUUUUUAAAUAAUUAUUAAAAAUUUUUACUAUUCUUAAAGCAGAAGUAAAUGUGUG